AUGGCCGAACAUCUAGAGAACAAGAACAGAGAGCUCAAAGAAGAAGUCAGCCGGUUAUCUGCUUUGGGGGAGUCCCUGCUUCAAGCUCAGAAGCAAGUUGUAAAUGCGCAAGCAUCCACGUCCAAUCAAGCACCUGAGGUAGCUCCUACCCCUAUGCCAGCCCCUGUUACGGGAUCAGCUAAUGUCAUGCCUUCCGGCUACCCUUGGGGAAUGCCCCAUAAUUUCAUGCCCGAAGGACAUCAUCCGCAAGUGCAAGUUAAGUCGGCAUCUAGCCCGGUCCCUGUGGUGCCACCUCCGAUAGUUAAUUAUGUUCCUACUCCAACUCUCAUUCCUCAAGCCCGUGUUGACGAGAUUAUCUACCAUUCCAAGGCCUUUGAGAACCCGGAUGUGUAUGACAAGAUAGACGAGAUGAGAGACCAUUUCUCUAAUUUGAGGAAGGAAAUGAAGGCCCUUCGAGGGAAAGACUUGUUUGGGAAGAGCGUCUCUGAGCUCUGCUUGGUCCCAAAUGUGAAGAUUCCAACGAAGUUCAAGGUCCCAGACUUUGAAAAUUACAAGGGGAAUGGUUGUCCGCUCAGCCAUUUGAUCAUCCUGUCUGGCGCUGCCUUGAAAUGGUAUAUGGGUCUUGAUUGUGGCUCUGUGUGCACUUUCAAUGAACUCGGUGAGGCUUUUGUAAGGCAGUACAAAUACAACGUGGAUAUGGCUCUGGACAGAGAUCAGGAAUUUGAUAGCUCCACGUGA
This is a messenger RNA of Lathyrus oleraceus (garden pea), 738 nucleotides long. RefSeq lists its product as uncharacterized. Lineage: Eukaryota; Viridiplantae; Streptophyta; Magnoliopsida; Fabales; Fabaceae. The transcript is spliced from 3 exons. Bases 1 to 738 code for a protein of 245 amino acids. The record is from RefSeq and is a predicted model, not a curated record.